Messenger RNA from Hippopotamus amphibius kiboko, 650 nucleotides. Its product is annotated as guanine nucleotide-binding protein G(I)/G(S)/G(O) subunit gamma-10-like. Gene Ontology annotation, molecular function: G-protein beta-subunit binding. Gene Ontology annotation, cellular component: heterotrimeric G-protein complex. The coding region runs from base 21 to 227 and encodes 68 amino acids. The record is from RefSeq and is a predicted model, not a curated record. NCBI's taxonomy places the organism in Eukaryota, Metazoa, Chordata, Mammalia, Artiodactyla, Hippopotamidae. Gene Ontology annotation, biological process: G protein-coupled receptor signaling pathway. The transcript has a single exon.
UCGGAGCCCAGGCCGCCGCCAUGUCUUCCGGGGCCAGCGUGAGCGCCCUGCAGCGCCUGGUGGAGCAGUUCAAGCUGGAGGCCGGCGUGGAGAGGAUCAAGGUCUCUCAGGCGGCUGCAGAGCUUCAGCAAUACUGCAUGCAGAACGCCUGCAAAGAUGCCCUGCUGGUAGGUGUUCCAGCCGGAAGCAACCCCUUCCGGGAGCCCAGAUCCUGUGCUUUACUCUGAAGACUGUAGGGAAGAAGUUCCCUGAGGAAUGCUUUCAAGCACAAAGUGAUGAAUGACUGCCUCCAAAUCUCAAGAAAACACUUCUCCAGCCAAAUGACUUUUAGAUAUUUCACAGGACUUUUCCUGUGGCCUGGUCCUUUAGCCAAAAUUCUACAGAAAUUGAUGAGUUUCUACUCAAAUAAGGAAACUGGGUGAAGGAGUAGAUUUUAAAUAAUAAUGGCCUGGGUCUUUGUUGAAGUGCUUUAUACUUAAACAAAAACCUUACCACCAAAUAUACCAAAAUACACCUCUUUCAUUAAGUGAAUUACUAGUUUUCUAUACCUGGAAUGUUAUGUUUUAUUUACUAGAUGUUUACAUUUUUGGGAGGAAAACAGUAUUGUUUGUUUAAAAAAAUUGAAUAUUUGUCAUUUGUUGUUCCCGACU